This is a messenger RNA of Staurois parvus, 362 nucleotides long. Lineage: Eukaryota; Metazoa; Chordata; Amphibia; Anura; Ranidae. The record is from the annotation of a GenBank genome assembly.
AGAUGAUGAACAAAGCCCGCAGUUUGCUGCAGACUAAGGACAUGGAUUACUGGAACCAUGUCCGGUGGUCUGAUGACACCAAGAUCAACUGAUUGGGUUCAGAUGGUGUCAGGCGUCAUGGUGGUGGGGGUGUCAUGGUCUGGGGCCCUAUGGUGGUGGGAGUGUCAUGGUCUGGGGCCCUAUGGUGGUGGGAGUGUCAUGGUCUGGGGCCCUAUGGUGGUGGGAGUGUCAUGGUCUGGGGCCGCAUGGUGGUGGGGGUGUCAUGGUCUGGGGCCGCAUGGUGGUGGGGGUGUCAUGGUCUGGGGCCGCAUGGUGGUGGGAGUGUCAUGGUCUGGGGCUGCAUGAGUGCUGCCAGCACUGGG